GGAGGAAGGAUAGAAGAAGAGAAGAGAAUGACAGAAGAGAAGAGAGGGAAAAACUUGAGGAAAGAAAAAAAGAAAAAAAAACAGGAGAAAAAGAAGCAGGGAAAAAAGUAAAAAAUAAAAUUAGCCAAAUUGCUGAAAUCGCUGAAAUGACGAUUGAGGAGGGUCAUGGACAUUUAAAAGAAGGGAUUAAGGGAGGAAGGGGAAGAAGAAGAGAAGAGAACGACAAAAAAGAAGAGAGUGAAGAACUUGAGAAAAGAAAAAUAGAAAAAAAAACAGGAGAAAAAGAAGCAGAAAAAAAAAUAAAAAAUAAAAUCGGCCAAAUCACUGAAAUUGCUGAAAUUAUAAUUGCAGAGGAAACAGAUGUUGUUUAUGCAAUUUGUCAAAUAAAAGAUUGUACACGUAAAUAUGCUCAUCAUGGUUCUACAACUAAUUAUACAAAACAUCUUCGUGAUGAUCAUCAUAUUACUGAAGCUUCAUUAUCUUCAAAAACUCCAGAAGAAAUAAGCAAUCUAAAACAACCAAAAAAAUAA
Messenger RNA from Dentiscutata erythropus, 530 nucleotides. The record is from the annotation of a GenBank genome assembly. NCBI's taxonomy places the organism in Eukaryota, Fungi, Glomeromycota, Glomeromycetes, Diversisporales, Gigasporaceae.